This is a messenger RNA of Rhizophagus irregularis DAOM 181602=DAOM 197198, 657 nucleotides long. RefSeq lists its product as uncharacterized. Gene Ontology annotation, cellular component: cytoplasm. The record is from RefSeq and is a predicted model, not a curated record. Gene Ontology annotation, molecular function: glutathione binding; glutathione transferase activity. NCBI's taxonomy places the organism in Eukaryota, Fungi, Glomeromycota, Glomeromycetes, Glomerales, Glomeraceae. Gene Ontology annotation, biological process: glutathione metabolic process.
AUGACUAUCCAACUUUACGGAUUCUCUACAUAUGCUCAAAGUCUUGUAAUAAUUCAUGUCCUUAAGGAAUUAGGAUUAUCUUAUGAAGUCAUUCAACCAGCUAGUCUUGAAGAAAUGAAAUCUCCAGAAUAUUUAGCUACUAAGCAUCCUUUCGGGAAAAUGCCUAUUCUCAACGAUGACGGAUUCCAAAUUUACGAAACUCGUGCAAUAGUUCGUUAUUUGGUACAUAAAUAUCAAGGAACCAAAACUUCUAACGUUCUUAUUCCUUCUGAUGUACAAAAAGCCGCUUUGGUAGAACAAUUCAUUUCUGUAGAGGCCAAUUAUUAUAAUCAACCUCUAGCUAAAAUGCUUACGCAAUUAAUAUUAGCGAAAAAACUAGGCAAUGAACCUGAUCUUAAAAUUGUCAACGAAGCUCGCGAAGAACUUGAUAAAAAUUUAGAUGUUUAUGAAAAAUUAUUGGAGGGUAAAGAUUAUUUAACUGGGGAAUUUUCUUUAGUCGAUUUUCUUCAUAUUCCUUCCACUUAUUAUGCUUUUAAAGCCGGUGAAGGUGAAUUAUGGAAUAAACGUCCUAAUGUUUCUAGAUGGUGGAAGAACAUUAGUGAACGUGAAAGUUGGAAAAGUAUUGUCACUGAAUAUAAACUAGAUGAAGUUGUUUAA